This is a messenger RNA of Somion occarium, 2723 nucleotides long. Lineage: Eukaryota; Fungi; Basidiomycota; Agaricomycetes; Polyporales; Cerrenaceae. The record is from the annotation of a GenBank genome assembly.
GCUUUUCCCUCCUCGACAUUCAUCUCAAGACACAGAGUCCUCUAUUCCACCAUGGCCCGCGGUAGAUCUCGCUCGGGCUCAGUUGCAUCUAUAACUAAUGGACACCAAGCUCGUGCACCAACAUCAUCUCCUCAGCUCAAGCGACAGUUUGCGGCUGCCAUCGACUCGAUUUACCACAAUAAUCUGACAGUACUCCAACGAAAAGAUCCAACUAUUGUCUCCAUCCUUGAUUCAUUCAGUCAUGUCUGUCUCUACCACUUCAACGGUUCUAAAUGGGAGAAGCAGGGUUAUGAAGGCAGCAUGUUUCUCGUCGAGCAUGAGGACUCUCCUACGUAUGGCCUUUUCAUUCUAAAUAGAAUGGGUACCGGCGACUGGGGCCGUCGUAUAUACCCCGAAGAUGACAUGCAAAGCCUGGGCGAUUAUCUCAUGUAUCGAUAUUUCCCAGAGUAUACAAGACGACGAACCGAGCUUCAACUGCCACAUCCUAUACCUGCAGACUUUCGAUCAAUGUUCGAACUCGAAUUUGCCCACGAUCCUAAUAGCGUCGGUCAACUCCAGGCAGAUGGGUCUGAGUCAGGCCCAAAAGAGAAGAAAGGAGCAUCUGUAACGCUUGGUCUGUGGAUGUUCCCUACUGAUGCUCGUGAACCCUUGAAAGAUGUCGUGAUACGCCUACACUCAUAUGUCAAGCGUGGGCUCCGAUAUCCAGAUGAAUAUCGUUAUGGACCCGGUCGACCGGCACCUCAGAACCCACAUCUCCGUCAAGCAAGCAUGUCUUCGGAUUCCAAUGCGGAAGAUGAAGACACGCCUCGAAUGAACCGUGCACCCCAAACUAUCGAGACUUCCGGCAGCUCUGAAGUCGACAAACUAUUUGCCAAGCUUCAAACACCAAUUCCAGCCAACACUAAUACCACCUCACAGUCUAUGUCCGCUCAACAUUGGUUUGCUGCACUGACUGGACAAAACGUUGAGCCGGUAGAACCUAGUGCGCCGAGUCCUGCACCAUCCGCCCCAACUUCUACUCGAGGUCUGGCACUUUUGGAUUCAAUAUUUGCCUCUGUCCAACCUCCGGUAAACCACAGUACUCAAUCCUCUGUUUCAACUAUCCCUCCUACCCAGAAUCACCUUCCCCCACAUCCUGAAGAAAUCAUGAUCGUUUCACCGAAGCCCCAGUCCAGUACACUUCCCCAAAUACUGAACCAGGACGUCAUAUCUACUCUCUUAGGACUCGGUUCUGAUUCCGGCUCUCGUGCUUCGUCAGUUGCGCCCAGCGCCACCAGCUCUAGACGAUCAGGUCUCAAUAUCUAUGAAGGAGAUAAUGAGUUCAGCGAGGAUAAUAUGUCGGAAGCGAGUUACUCGACUACAAGUACUGUCGCAGAUAGCGACCCGGCUAUCUUGGCCGUGGGUCUUUCAGGAGUCCCUAUGCUUUCAUUCAAUAAUGGUGGCUCCGAUUCGGAAGGCGAAUAUACCUCUGGAUCCUCGCUACGGGUACAGGGCGACGUUACACCGCGAGUCCCGGCGAGAGGUAUUGACCCUAACUCUCCCCCACCCCUGGAGCGAGUCCUUUCCCAGCAGUUUCUCAUACCUGUGAAUGGUAUAUCGCGAAAAGGACAUGCUGCAGGCCCAGCUAUGAAAUCAACUCUAUCAAUAGCCUCGACAUCGUCAGCCGUGACUGUCAAAGCAGCGGCCAACCAACGUUCCCAGCGUCUCGUACCUUUCGAAGCGGAUUCCGAACUAUGGCCUUACCCGCGCGCUCCAGUGGACGAACGCGCCACUGAUCUAGACGGCAACGAUGUUGUUGAACUCGACUUCUCCGACACUCGAGCCUUGAGCGACCCCGCUACCUUCUCCAAUCGUCUUCAGAAGCAAAAGAAGCAAAAAAGAGAGGGGAAGAGGAAGACAAGGGAGGAACGGGCGGCUGAGAGGGAACGUGAAAGGGAUGCUAUCGAGAAGAGUUGGGAUGAUCCUACGAAUGGUCUAGCUCACGCUGUUGAUAUGGUGUCGCAACCUGGCGCACCGGCCCUCGCAUUGCACACUGUGAAUGGCAAUGGAAAGCGUCAUGAAACAACAGCGGCUGGCGAAGCAAGUUCGUCCAAAGCUGCCAAUGGCGACAAAAGUGAACAGUUGACGAAUGGUGUUCUGAAUGGCCAAUCCGCUCGUGAUGCCUUGCUGGCCGCCUUGUUACCUCAUCCUCAAGCGCCCAUUCCUACCCUUCCUCGCAAACAGUUUGUUCAGGAAGUGUUGAGUCUCAUUUACACAUACAGUCAGACAAUGCGUUCGUAGACAAGCUGUACGAGGAAUAUACCUCCCGCGCUCACUGAAUUCGUUCUUUUCGUUUCGGGUGGAUCGUUCAUGAAGUUCAUGACGUUACGAUUACAGUACAUCGCCCUUCGCACUUGAUUUAUCAUCAUCCUCGAUCUCAGCCCACAUCUAUCUGUAUCAUUGAUGCUACGUUCGCUUUGUAGCAGUGUGUUGGUACUUCUCUUUCUGUCUUUUCUUGAUUGCAUUUUUGGUUGCCCUUUCUUGUGAUGAACACUUUUGUUGCUGUGGAAUCCACCUUCGACCUACAUAUGUGAUGUAAAUACAGUGUAUUGGUAACUUACCCUUAUAGCAUGUAGAUGAUGAUCCCAGCGUACGGAACAAAACCACUACGGAGUUGUGAUGUUCAUGAAUCGUUCAGGAUUAUGUGCUCGGUAGCCGCAUUGAAUCUCUUAAAUCCUAGGUUU